AUGCAACAUCACAGGGUCCUCAACCAAAACUCCUCUCUCAGUACACUUAUUUAGAAAGCUCAAACAAAAAAGAGACCAAAACCAGUUUGAGAGAUUUAGAGGAGUGUUUGGGUCUUUGGGUAAUAAUAUCAUAAACAGAAAAUGGCUAAGUCAUAUGGAGCUCUCUUCCUCUUGGCUCUCGUUGUCUUCUCCAUUUUUCAAACCAUGGUUACGGCCUCAAGAGGAUCUCAAGGGAAACGUUAUGGACCAGGAAGCCUGAAACGCUCCCAAUGUCCCAGCGAAUGCAAUAGGAGGUGUAGUCAGACACAGUACCACAACGCGUGCAUUUUGUUCUGCAACAAAUGCUGCAGAAAGUGUUUGUGUGUGCCUCCGGGGUAUUAUGGGAACAAACAAGUUUGCUCUUGCUACAACAACUGGAAAACUCAACAAGGUGGACCAAAAUGCCCUUGAAAUCCCCCCUCCCUCAGCUUACCUACUAUCCUUCGUCUUUAUAAUAAACAAAUUUCGAUGAUAAUUAUAUUUUCAGUUUUAAUCUGAUCAAUGUUUUUCUCUACUUGUUUUAUCUAUUUUAUUCCUAAUUUUGUAAUGUUAUGUCACUCCUUUGGGAUUUUAUCUCAAAUCCUUUAAAAAAAAUUGAGAGUGGCCUGGCCUAUGAAUU
Eutrema salsugineum is the source of this 658-nucleotide messenger RNA. RefSeq names its product gibberellin-regulated protein 4. The transcript has 4 exons. Bases 142 to 450 code for a protein of 102 amino acids. The record is from RefSeq and is a predicted model, not a curated record. Lineage: Eukaryota; Viridiplantae; Streptophyta; Magnoliopsida; Brassicales; Brassicaceae.